Andrographis paniculata is the source of this 1326-nucleotide messenger RNA. RefSeq lists its product as uncharacterized. The transcript has a single exon. Gene Ontology annotation, biological process: positive regulation of transcription by RNA polymerase II. Gene Ontology annotation, molecular function: DNA-binding transcription factor activity, RNA polymerase II-specific; protein dimerization activity; RNA polymerase II cis-regulatory region sequence-specific DNA binding. NCBI's taxonomy places the organism in Eukaryota, Viridiplantae, Streptophyta, Magnoliopsida, Lamiales, Acanthaceae. The coding region runs from base 1 to 1242 and encodes 413 amino acids. The record is from RefSeq and is a predicted model, not a curated record.
AUGACUCGGAAGAGAAUAAAACAUGAGCAACUCCCUAAUGAAAAUAAGCGAAACUCUAUCCUCUCCAAAAGAGCCGAAGGGCUGGUCAAGAAGGCUGAGCAAUUGCAGAUUCUUUGUGGCGUUGACAUUGCCAUCAUUGGCCACCGGCAGACGGGCGAAAGCAAUGCCAUUCUUUGGCCAUCACCAGAGGCUGUGGCUGAGCGGGUGAAUAAAUUCAUGGAGUUUCCGACAAUUGAAAGAAAUAAAAAAAUGGUAACUCAUGAAAAGUAUGUCGAGCAAAAUGUCAACAGUGAAAGGGAGAACAUGGCUAAGUUAAAGAGGGCCACGGAAGUGAAGGAGGGCCAUCACUUGCUGGCCAAAAAGCCGGUGGACAUGAUGCAGAUGCUGGAGCUGGAUUUGGUGGAGGAGAUGGUGGCGGAGAUGCUUAAGAAUCUGAAAGUGAGGGCUGCAGAAGUUGGGCUGCCGACGCCGGCAGAUUCUAGGGCCAGGACAGGGGCAGCGCCAGCAACGGAGGCUGAAGAUCAGGGCCUGAUGAGGGCGAUUGUCGCGGUGGGGGCCGAUAAGUGGUUCUCUAACAGCCCUGGAGGCAGCAGUGAUGGCACCGGUGGUUCUUCUCUUGGGUUUGGAGGUUUCUCAAGUGCCACUGCUGCCAGCGGUUCUUCUUCUAGUUUUGUAGGGUUUCCUGGUGGCGCCACUGCUAUUGGUGGUUCCUCUUCUGGUGUUGGAGGAUUUUCUGGUGCCACUGUUGCUGCCGGAUCUUCUUCUAGUUUUGCAAGGUUUUGUACUGGCAUUGCUGCCGUUGGUGGUUCAUCUACUGGUUUUGGGGGAUUUUUCAGUGCUGGUGCUGCUGGAGGUUCUUCUUCUGUUUAUGCAGGAUUUUCCGGUGAUGCUUUUGCUGGCAGUUCUUCUUCUAGAUUUGCGGGGUUCUCUGGUGGCGCCGUUGUUGGAGGUAGUUCUUCUGGAUUUGGAGGGUUUUCUGGUGGCACCACUGGUGGUGGUGGUAGUUCUUCUGGUUUUGGAGGAUUUUCCAAUGCCGCUGCUGCUGGGGGUUCCUCCGGUGGUUUUGGAGGAUUUUCCAGUAUCAAUGCUGAUGAUUUCGAGUCUUCCAGUGAUUUGGAAAGGUUUUUUGAUGGCGAUGCCGAUGAUGCCUCCGGCGCUUCCUCCAGUGGUUUUGGAGGUUUCUCUGGUGUCGAUGGUGGCUUCUCCGGUGGCGUUGGCGGAUCUUCCGGUGGAAAUAUUUAAUAGGUAUUGGGUUGCAGCAUAUAUGAUUGGUUGGCAGUAAUAUAUAUGAUUGUUAUUAUUUUACCAGUAUUGAUUUUUACAGUU